Messenger RNA from Nilaparvata lugens (brown planthopper), 3584 nucleotides. Its product is annotated as serine palmitoyltransferase 2. The coding region runs from base 307 to 1959 and encodes 550 amino acids. Gene Ontology annotation, cellular component: serine palmitoyltransferase complex. The record is from RefSeq and is a predicted model, not a curated record. Gene Ontology annotation, biological process: sphingosine biosynthetic process; ceramide biosynthetic process. The transcript has 11 exons. Gene Ontology annotation, molecular function: serine C-palmitoyltransferase activity; pyridoxal phosphate binding. NCBI's taxonomy places the organism in Eukaryota, Metazoa, Arthropoda, Insecta, Hemiptera, Delphacidae.
GAAUCUUAUUGACAAACCCAAAAUUUACUGUGAAAUACCGCAUCAACAACUUGCAGAAACUACCACAGCAGCGCCACUGUCCUUAGCAAGCAGGCAGCAGGCUUGAUAGACAAGAGCAAGACCUGUGGCAAGACGACUAUAACGAAGAAGACGAAAACGAAGACAGAUUGUGUGUGUAUGAUUUUGAUUGUGACAGAGCACCGCAUGGAAGCACCCAGUUGUAUAAGGAAUCUUUGUUUAUUUAUUCUUAAAUGUGUUAAAUUAAAUUCAUUAUAGCAGGCAAACUGUAAUAUUUGAUACAAAGAAAUGAAUAAUCAUAUAAGGAUGGGAACUAAUGGAUUGGUAAACCGUAAAGCAGUUCAAGUUGGUGGAAAAUUAGCUUCUGAUUUAAUUCCAAAUUGGAAAGUCAAUGGCUCAAUUAUUAUUGAGAAUACUUCAACUAAGCAAAAUGGAUUCUGUUUGAAAGAGACGAGGAGAAGCAAGGAAUCAUUUGAAGUGGUUCCUCUGUAUACUGCUGUUAUUACUUACAUUGGAUUUUAUAUGCUAUUGUUCCUUGGUUAUUUGAAUCAGUUAUUCUUCACUUCAAAAGCUGUAGAAGAAGAACAUAGAGAUGGAUAUGUUCCGCUGUAUGAUAAGUUCGAGCAUUUUUAUUCGAGGUAUGUCUACCGUCGUGUGAGAGACUGUUGGAAUAGACCGAUCUGUAGUGUACCUGGAGCUGAGCUCUAUUUGAAAGACAGAAUUACUCAUGACUAUGGCUGGACAUUCGAGUUCACUGGCACAAAAACAAAAUGCCUCAAUUUAGGCUCUUACAAUUAUCUUGGAUUUGCUGAAACAAAUGGUGUUUGUGCUGAGAAUGCUGCCAAGGCUAUUAGAAAAUACGGCUUAGCCAGUUGCAGUCCACGUAAUGAAUUAGGCACAAACCCUUUGCACAAAGAGCUAGAAGCGCUGACUGCCGAAUUCCUUGGAAUGGAAGAUGCUAUUGUUUUCGGGAUGGGCUUUGCAACCAACUCACUCAACCUGCCUUGCCUGAUUUCGCCCGGCUGCCUGGUGCUCAGCGACGAGAAAAACCACGCCUCCCUCAUCCUAGGCCUACGCCUGUCUGGGGCCACCAUCAAAGUCUUCAAACAUAAUAAUGUUGCCAGUCUAGAAGCUGUCCUGAGGGAGAAUAUUAUCUAUGGCCAGCCUAGGACUCGCAGGCCUUGGAAAAAGAUUCUCAUCGUUGUUGAAGGCAUUUACAGUAUGGAAGGCUCCAUCGUUCAACUUCCACAGCUCAUAGCGCUCAAGAAAAAAUACAAGGCCUAUCUAUACGUUGAUGAAGCGCACAGUAUAGGAGCUCUUGGUAAUCAUGGCAGAGGUGUGACAGAUUACUAUGGCUGUGAUCCCAAGGACGUAGACAUUCUCAUGGGCACUUUCACAAAAUCGUUUGCUGGUGCUGGUGGCUAUAUUGCUGGUAGUAAGGAGUUGAUUGACUAUUUGAGAGCCAACAGCCACGCAGAACACUACGCGUCUUCCAUGUCUCCGCCUGUCGCCCAACAAAUCCUGUCUUCUAUGAAGGUCAUUAUGGGCCAGGAUGGAUCCAAUGAAGGUAUGAAACGGAUAUCGCAAUUGGCUUGCAACACUCGUUAUUUUCGCCAGAGACUGCAUCAGAUGGGACUCAUCAUCUAUGGAAAUGAAGACUCACCGGUGGUUCCUAUGCUAGUCUACAUGAUUUCUAAAAUUGGAGCUGUAAUCAGGAAGUUCACGACUCGCAACAUCGCGGCAGUUGGUGUGGGCUUCCCGGCCACUCCUCUCAUGGAAGGCAGAAUAAGAUUUUGCCUAUCAGCGGCACAUACCAAACAACAGCUGGAUAAAGCUUUGAACAUUAUAGAAGAAAUGGCGGAUGAGCUGGGAUUAAGGUACUCGCAACGGCGUCGGUCGCGAACGCCGGUCGUCUAUGGAUCUGGCGUCGAGAUGCAGUGACAUAGGCCUACAUAAUUCAUAUUCCACUAAUCAAUAAGGCUGUGUCAUUUCCUGGCUAUGUGCUGCUUAUAGUGUUCUUCAUCUUUUUUGUUAUGUUGUAUCACCACUUAUUUGAGAAACUUUUCCAGUUGAAAAAUGUAAGACAUAACACCAAAAUCAAUUUAUAAAAGUUGUAACACCCAUGUUCGAAUGGAAUGCCACCUCGCUGUGCACUACCUAGUGCUAGUCUACUGGCUAUGACGGGUCGAUAUUCAUUUGAACGUUUGUGUUACGAUUUCUAAGUAGGUUUACAUUUGUGGUAUUCGGAAACGGUAACCUGUAAUAAUGCACAUAAUUAUAUAAACAGAUAUUUUUACAAGUACAUUAUUCUUAUUAUAAUAAACUGAUAGGUAGUUAUAUUUAGUAUUUAUGUGGUGACAGAACAAAAAGCCUUAUCCCGCCUUUAUCCCCACCAAAGACAUGUGAAAGGUAUUUUCAGUUUGUUGUUUAACGUGUAUGAAUUUGUAAUGUGUUAGUUCAACCAUAGAUGUAGAGAGACAAUAUAAUCGAGUACUGCUUAAAGCCUAGCAAGUGAUAACAUCCAUAAAUUAUUGUCUUCAAAAUUCUGACAAGUGUUCUUAUUGGUAUGCGUUUAGUUGAUUGAUACAGUGCAGAAAGUGUAUGAAUCGGUGUAUAUAGUAUUUGUAUUUUGAAAUGGAAGAUAUAGACUGUUUUUACUGAAACUUUAUACUGGAAUAGAUAGGAUGAUAAAACCAUUAUAUUUAUUCGGUUUAUUUAUUAUAGAUAGUGAAUCGUUUGCUUGGAAUAAAAUAACAUUAAAGCGUUCAAGUCUCAUUGAUGAGAUUCACUGGUGUUCAGCUUCAGAUUGAAAAACACCGAUACUUUUUCAAUUGUUUAUAACCGUAUAACUUGAAAAAAAUCAUGUUUAGAAAUAGUUUUCAUUUAAAAACUAUGAGCUAUUCCAAUAGACUAAUAAACUCUACAACUUACCAAAUAAAUUAUCACGUAACAAUUUUCAAUUUUGAUAUAUAAACAAUUUACUGUUUGGAUCACAAACGUUUAUUAAUAUUAGUAGGCUUCUAUCACAAUAAUUAUGUAGUUCUAGAUUACAAUGUUCAGGUUCUCUUCCUAUUAAAGCAAUCUGUGUUUUGCUUGUUUUACAAUAAUGUAUUUUUAGUAUUUUAUACAUGUAUGAAACAAAUCCAGUAUCCAAGUAGACAAAUUUAUUUUGUUCAUUGAUUUUAGAAUGUUUUGUGUAAUGUUUUAUAAACAUUUAAAAUUUAGUGGUGUUCAGUUCAAAAAGCAAAUCCAUGAAACACUUCACUGUGAGCAUCUACUGUAUUGCCCUAUAUCGGAUUAUUAUUAUUGACAUUCUUCUAAAAACAGUGGAUAAAAAUCAUUUCUAAGUGAAUUCUAAUUCCUAGCGAUGUUCAAUUGAAGUUAUAAAUUCAAUUUGGCAAUAAUUGAGUUCCAUAAUAUUUUGAUUCCAAAUCAUAAUAUUCGACAAACUCAUUUGGAACUAAGCAGGAAUUCUGCUACAAGUGCGAUUUCUUAUAAAAUGUUUUUCUUUUAUUUAAAAAAUGAGACGUUCAUGCUAAAUAAAAAAGUUUUAUUCAUCACUGCCA